Lobosporangium transversale is the source of this 858-nucleotide messenger RNA. RefSeq lists its product as hypothetical. The transcript has a single exon. The record is from RefSeq and is a predicted model, not a curated record. NCBI's taxonomy places the organism in Eukaryota, Fungi, Mortierellomycota, Mortierellomycetes, Mortierellales, Mortierellaceae. The coding region runs from base 1 to 858 and encodes 285 amino acids. Gene Ontology annotation, molecular function: protein binding.
AUGACUCGUAGUUUGAACCUGGUUAUCACAUUGGGAUCAAAAACCAGAGCUGAAGAAUUUUUCGACGCGCUGGCCAUUGCAAGACGCGUUUACGAGCUAGAUAUAACACUCAGCUGGCAAUGGACAAAGACUGACCUUGAAUCAUUCGAGAAAGCACUCAAGACAUCUAGUGUAUCAAUUCUUCGACUUGAUCCUGGGGAGUUUCAGAAAAGCGCAACCAGAAAAACACUUUUGACAUCUUCACGAUAUGAAGUACUUGUUCGCAUCAUGGAGAUUGGCAACAUGAAGGCUAUUCAUAUUGCUCUACCUCCAGACCUCACAAAGUUUUCGUAUUUGCAGCCCAGAAGAUCGUCACAGCUUCAUCAGCUAUCCUUUAAGAUACAACCUCAAUCGAUCGGAGCUGGUGUAUAUCGAGUACCUACAAAUUCACUCAAGUUCAACACAACUUUGACCGCCCUGGACCUGAGAGAUAACUUUAUUGGGAAAGAAGGAGCUCUGGUGCUAUCCAAGGCAUUAAAGACGAACACGACAUUGACCACUUUGAACUUGCGCGGUAAUUCGACCGGGAAAGAAGAAACUCUGGAGUUGUCUAAGGCACUAACGACGAAUACAACGUUGGCCACUUUGGAUCUGAGCCAUAACUCAAUUGGAAUAGAAGGAGUUGAAGCACUCUCAGAAGCACUUAAGGCAAACAGGGCUUUGGCCGCCUUGAACUUACUCGAUAACUCAAUCGAAAAAGAAGCUCUGAUGCUGUCAGAGGCACUCAAGGCUAACACAACUUUGACCAUUCUCGACCUGGAGUAUGAGCCUUUUGCAAAAGAGGAACUCUGGUGCUAUCAAGGACCAAUAUCACAUUAA